Molecule: messenger RNA, 1440 nt
Organism: Frankliniella occidentalis (western flower thrips)
Lineage: Eukaryota; Metazoa; Arthropoda; Insecta; Thysanoptera; Thripidae
Product: ankyrin repeat domain-containing protein 65-like
Exons: 2
Coding region: 490-1080 (196 amino acids)
Cellular component (GO): cytoplasm; nucleus
Molecular function (GO): protein binding
Source: RefSeq, a predicted model, not a curated record
ACGUCGCCAAGAACAUCGUGCUCGAAUUAAGCAUGUGAUCAAGAACAUGUUGACAAGAACCUGCUUUUCUGGAUGCACGCCUUGAACCCCACACUCUUAUCGCAUUUGAAUGAUUGCUUUGCACUUUAAUAGAAAUCCUUUUAGUUAUGGAGACCAUGCUACGUAUUUUAAAGCAGUCAUCGCAGUCAUGUACUUCUUUCAAUGUAACUUGCCGGCGUCACGGUAAAAACAUAAUGUCUCAUUUUUUGAGGGAAAAGGGAAAACUUUUAGGAACUCCCCUGGUUUGACGAAAACUCCUCAGAUUUCGAGGAGGUCUCCUUAAAAAAAGGUGGGACUUUUCCUCAUUUUUUAAGAAGAUUCCUCAAAAUCUGAUCUGAGGCGAGAUUGGAGGCCUCUCCCUCAAACAUAAUAUGGGAGUUCUUCAAAGUUUUCCCUGCUUUUCCCUCAAAAAAUGAGACAUCGUUUUUACCGUGCGUGAUUCUCGACAGGAUGCCGGACGGUACGACGGCUCUCCACCUGGCGGCCCGGUGCGGCUCCGUCGGCGCCGUGCAGCUCCUGCUGGACCGGGGCGCCGACUGCAACGCGGCGGACUCGCGGGGCGCCACCCCACUGCACGUGGCCGCGGACUGUAGCGUGGCGCAGGACAUCUCCCAGGUCGUCGGCAAACCUGGCGUCGUGCGGCUGCUGUUGCAGAAAGGUUGCGCCGUGGACGCACGGACUGCUGACGGCUGCACUGCGCUGCACCUGGCAGCCCAGGGGGGUAGGCUGCAUGUGGCGAGGCUGAUCGUCGAGGCCGGUCCUGACCGCGGCGUCCUGGCCGCCAUUGAGGACGGCCUCCGCGGCCGGCCCGAGGAUCACGUCGUGGACGUGGACCGGAAGCUGGUGCCGGACACCGCGGCGCGGCAGGUGGUUCGCGCGCUGCUGGAGGCUGGCUGCGACGUCAACGCCGUGGCACUCGACGGCAAGACCGCCCUGGAGCGGGCCGCGGCCAGGAUGAGCAGCGGAGAUGUGCGGCGGCUGCUGGGGUGGUGCCGAGACGCACCGCGAGGGACUGGAAAACGGCAUCCUUCUUCGACGUGAUCGUGGCUGGGGCUACCCAAAUGUGUUGUUAACGAAUACGGUGAAGUGUGUGAAUGUCGCUCACCUAUAGGUGUGUGAAUAUCUAUUCUUACACUUAGAAGGGUAAAGGUGUGAACUUUACCUGGAAAAUUCUCACGUUUACCCCCGUAAGUGUACGAAUGCAUAUUCACACACCUAAGUGUAUGACAUUCGCACACUUGCGUUUUCAGUGCAUGGUGUGACCUUUCUCUACAGCAUUACUAUUUGUCAUAUGACAUAGUAUGUCAUGUGUGUUACCUACAAAAAAAGGUGUCAAAUUAUGACACAAUUUGUAAUAAGUAUUUUAUUAAAAAUACACAACAUCAUUCGUUUUCAUUUGUA